CCGCUUACAGCACGGCGCUCGGCACGAUCAGCUGGUUAAGCUCAGCUCACGUUUUUUUUUUUUUUUUUUUUUCGGGUAGGGCAUGCCUCGUCGCCGUCCUUUCAUCCGCAGGAGAAAUAAAAAAACAUCCGUUGGAAUGACGCAGCGGCAGCAGGGACGGGAACCAUGGCGACUCUCCCUCCUGGUCCCACCGGUGUGUCGGAGCGAGUGACGGGUUGGUGCCACUGAUGUCAGCUUGCGACUCCAGCGGAGAGCACUCACCAUGAAUGGGGAGCACACAGACGUCCUGUCCCCGAGAGAUUUGGUCAGAGGCCGAUGGAGAGUUGUGAGAAAGAUAGGCGGGGGCGGCUUCGGGGAGGUCUACGAGGUCGUGGACCUGCAGGAUGGAAACUGUAUUGUCGCUAUGAAGGUGGAGUCUGCCACCCACCCCAGACCGGUGCACAGGACAGAGGUGGCUGUGUUGAGGAAGUUGCAGGGUAAGGAUCACGUGUGUAGGUUUGUUGGCGCUGGACGAACUGAGCGAUACAACUAUGUGGUGAUGGAACUACAGGGAAAGAACCUGGCGGAUCUGCGCAGAAGCACAGGCCGUUCAACAUUUUCCGUCUCAACUACACUGAGACUCGGCAAGCAGAUUCUACAAGCCAUUGAAAGCAUCCACUCAGUGGGCUUCCUGCACCGAGACAUUAAACCGGCUAACUUUGCAAUAGGAAGACAAGCCAGUAACAGUCGUUGCUGCUAUAUGCUGGACUUUGGUUUGGCUCGUCAAUAUAUGACCCUGCAAGGCCUGCGUCCACCUCGUGAUGUGGCAGGCUUCAGGGGAACUGUGCGAUACGCUUCGAUCAAUACUCAUAGAAAUAAGGAAAUGGGUCGCCAUGACGAUCUGUGGUCCUUCUUCUACAUGUUGGUUGAAUUCAUGUCUGGUACGCUGCCAUGGAAGAGAUUUAAAGAUAAGGAACAAGUAGGAAAUCUAAAAGAAGCAUAUGACCAUCGCCUGAUGCUUAAUCACCUACCAUCUGAAUUCAGUGCCUACCUGGAUCACAUCGUCAGCUUGGACUAUAACACAAUUCCAGACUACAAGCUCUUGAUGUCACUGUUUGAGAGCGCUAUGGAAAGCCACAAUGUGCGGUCAAACGACCCCUACGACUGGGAGAGAUGCGACCCCGAGGACAUGCUGACCGUUGCUGCGGCGGUGCCGACCGGCCAGGAGCUUACCCGCCUCACGCCGGCCCAUUUGGGCAUGGCCAAUGCUUCAGUGCUGCCAGUGGAGCUGCAAAGGGAGAACACUGAGGAUGUUCUCAUGCUCGGGGAGCGCUUCAGUGACGCUGACAACUGCCCGCCUGUGCCCACUGGGUCCGGCCCUGUGAGAGAUGUAUGGGAAGAAAUGGACCGCAUACAAAACCAGCAACAUGUUGAGCCAGUGAUAAAGAGGGUGGCAACUGAGGAUGAGCACAGUCAGAACCAGGCCAACCAGAGCCCCGCCGGGUCUAUUCCGAGCUCACCGAGACGAGUGCGAUCUGAGACCAUGUACCUGGGCCGAGCUGUGCCUCUGCUCCGGAAGAUGCGACAGAGCCAGAGCUUGGCGUUUGAAAGGAGGGUCGCACCUGAACCCAAGCCCACUAUUGAACGCUUCCUUGAGUCCUGUCGUGGCAAACCACCUGUCCUUGCUCAGCCUGGGGAGAAAUCCUUGCCUGAUGAGCACUCCGGCACCGGGACUGCCGAGGAGAGCGGCGUCAGCGGGGGCUUUGUUGCAGUCAAUGUUAGUCCUGUGGUCCAAGAGGGAGACUCCCAAGAGUGGGUGAUGCUCGAGCUGGACCAAGGCACUAGUUCCGGAGCCGUCAAGCCUUCAGCUGAAGCCCAACGUGAAGACAAGCUCGCUGGGAUUUGCAGCACGGCUGACUCAGAGAAGCACCCCUCUGGCCCACAGGAUAGUCCGGCUCUACUGGGCAGUCCCCUUCUGUCACACCGCUCUGUAGGUUCAUGGUUACUUGGCCACAAGAGGUUGCCAGGGAUGCUGGGACAGAUGCCCUCAGUCUUAAUGGGAAGACCCCUCAUGGAUCAGUCCCUCAGCUGCACAGCACCAUUUCCUAUCCUUGAGAAGAGUGACACGACGCCUCAGGAAGCCCAGUCCAAUAAACCUGACGAACUCCGAAAAGAUGGAGGAAAGACUGAAAUUGCUCCACCGUCAAGCCCUCUUAAAGGAUCCGCCGCUCUCCUGACAAAAGACCCGGAAAGUGAUUCUGGUCUGCCCGACUGCUCCUCAGAACUAAACCAGCAGCCUCAAGCGGUCUUUCCAGCCAUCACUUCUUUACGGCCCAAAGACUCUCCUUCUUCGCCGAGACUGAGCCGCAUCCCGAUCCGGGACGUCACCACCCCUCCGGACUCUCCGAGUAGGAACCUUCACGGGGACCGACGACACCGCUGGAGCAGCCCGGUCCCUGGGUCCCCCACUCACUCCCCUUCUCCGUCGCUGUCCUGUGAAAACCUGCCGGCCACUUUGCCCCGAGAACGGCUCUCCUCGGAGCGAGGCUCCAGGUCGGACUGUGGAGGAGAAGACCCUCUUUCCCUGUCUUCCUCGUCCGGCAGUAAAAGUAAAAUCCCACGACCCAUGAGCGUCACCUUUGUUCCUGAGCAGGUCACCAGCAGGUUUGCGCCUCACCCGCCUCCUGGAAAACCGACCACAGGCCCCUGUGCCGACCACAGGCGGCGACGUUUGAGGGUACGCGCCAGCAGCACCAGCGACGCCGACUCUUUGUCCAGUCUGAGCCAGCUGGUGCAGGACCGCGGCGGCGUGCUCGUCAGCACCCCCGCCGCUCCCCGCCCUUGCAGCUCGUCCUCCUCCGUCCUGCAGCGUUCGCUCAGCUGCUCGCCGUCCCGCCAGGAGCCCCGCGAUAGCCGGGCGCCUCAGGGACGCAGCUGCUCCCCGUCCAGCUUCUCCGGGUCCUCCUCUCCGACGCCGCUGAUGCCUCCCCCGCCUCCUCGCCACGGCGCCCUGCAAGCUAGGUCCACCGGGCAGGGUCAGUGGGGUCCUCGCUCGACGGGGAGGGGAUUAAGCAAGGAAGGUAAAGGCUCGGGGAAGGUGACUCGGUGAUAAAACAGGAAAGACUGAAAUAGUUUGUGUAAAUACGGUAUUCACUGCAAGGGAAUGUAUACUGUAUGUAUAAGAAAUGUAUUUAUUUGCUACAUUAGCGUACAUUGUAGAAUACCUUCAAGGAGAUUGCUACACUUCAGGAAUGAAAACGGUCGAAACCAAGCUGCAAAGUUCAUAUUGUUCAUGAAACUUCUAUUAGUAGAUUGCACAGUACAGUACAUAUUCCGUACAAUUGACCACUAAAUGGUAACACCCGAAUUAAGUUUUUCAACUUGUUUAAGUCGGGGUCCAGGUUAAUCAAUUCAUGUACAUAGGUCGUCCAAUUAUUGCACAGUCGUAUGUUUAUAUCACGGCGCAAUGCAAACAGUUAUCAUGCUAAACCAGGGGUCACCAACCUUUUUGAAAGCAAGAGCUACUUCUUGGGUACUGAUUAAUGUGAAGGGCUACCAGUUUGAUACACACUUAAAUACAUUGCCAGAAAUAGCCAAUUUGCUCAAUUUACCUUUAAUAAAUAAAUCUAUAUAUACAUAUAUGUAUAUAUAUAUUAAAAAAAAGGGUAUUUCUGUCGGUCAUUUUUUCCUUUUACGGAAGGUUUUUUGUAGAGAAUAAAUGAUGAAAUAAACACUUAAUUGAACGGUUUAAAAGAGGAUAAAACACAAAAAAAAUGAAUAGUUUAUCUUCAAUUUCGACUCUUUAAAAUUCAAAAUUCAACCGAAAAAAAGAUGAGAAAAAUUUGCUAAUUCGAAUCAUUUUGAAAAAAUUAAAUAAAUAAUUUAUGGAACAUCAUUAGCCAUUUUUCCUGAUUAAGAUUAAUUUUAGAAUUUUGAUGACAUGUUUUAAAUAGGUUAAAAUUCAAUCUGCAUUUUGUUAGAAUAUAUAACAAAUUGGACCAAGCUAUAUUUCUAACAAAGACAAAUCAUUAUUUCUUCUAAAUUUUCCAGAACUAAAUUUUAAAAGAAAUUCAAAAUACUUUGAAAUAAGAUCUAAAUUUGAUUCUACAGAUUUUCUAGAUUUGCCAGAAUAAUUUUUUUGAAUUUUAUUUAUAAGUUUGAAGGAAUAUUUCACAAAUAUUCUUUCUGAAAAAAACUGAAGCUAAAAUGAAGAAUUAAAUUAAAAUGUAUUUAUUAUUCUGUACAAUAAAAAAAUAAAAAUACUUGAACAUUAAAUUGUGAGGAAAGAAGAGGAAGGAAUUUAAAAGGUAAAAAGGUAAAUGUGUUUAAAAAUCCUAAAAUCAUUUUUAAGGUUGUAUUUUUUCUCUAAAAUUGUCUUUCUGAAAGUUAUAAGAAGCAAAGUAAAAAAAUUAAAUAAUUUAUUUAAACAAGUGAAGACCGAGUCUUUAAAAUAUUUUCUUGGAUUUUCAAAUUCUAUUUGAGUUUUGUCUCUCUUAGAAUUAAAAAUGUCGAGCAAAGCGAGACCAGCUUGCUAGUAAAUAAAUACAAUUUAAAAAAUAGAGGCAGCUCACUGGUAAGUGCUGCUAUUUGAGCUAUUUUUAGAACAGGCCAGCGGGCAACUCAUCUGGUCCUUACGGGCACCGCGUUGGUGACCCCUGUGCUAAACUAAUGGAAACGCAUACAGAUUCCGACACUUAAAAAUACAGUAAGAGAAAGUAGCGCCAACCUGAGGGAAAAAAGUAAAAUGUUUCUGCUCAUUUUUAGGUCAGAUGGCAAAAGAAUAUGCUAAAAAAAAAAAGCAUAUUCUUCUUAGUUGCCUAAAAAAAGGGAUGUUUGUGGUUUUUGAGUUUCCAUGUCAUCAAUGUGUCUUUCAAUAACUGACACGCCACAUCGUGCCAUUAUGAGACCAAAAUACACUGCAUACACUAUGUUGACAAAAGUAUUUGGCCACCCCUCCAAAUGAUGACAAUCUUGGCCCGGUGUUUAAAAUCAAGCAUUCAGGCACACGGAUUGUGUCUACAUACAUUUUGUGAAAGAAUGGGCCGCUCUCAGUGAUUUCCAGCGUGGAACUCUCAUAGGAUCCAGUCGUGAAAUUUCCAAAGUCAACUUUAUUAUAAUCAAUGUUUGUUUAUAUAGCCCUAAAUCACAAGUGUCUCAAAGGGCUGCACAAGCCACAACGGCAUCCGCGGUACAGAGCCCACACAAGGGCAAGGAAAAACUCCCCCCAAUGGGACGUCGGUGACAAUGACUAUGAGAAACCUUGGAGAGGACCCUCUAGGGGAGACCGAAAGCAAUGGAUGUCGAGCGGGUCUAAUAUAACAUUGUGAAAAUAUAAGAAAAGUGAAGAGUUUGGGAACAACAGCAACUCAGCCACCAAGUGGUAGGCCACGUAAACUGACAGAGAGGGGUCGACAGAUGCCAUACUUGCCAACCUUGAGACCUCCGGAUUUCGGGAGGUAGGGCUGUGGUCAGGGGCGGGGCAUAAUUAAGAGGGGAGGAGUAUAUUUACAGCUACAAUUCACCAAGUCAAAUAUUUCAUACAUAUAUAUAUAUAUAUGUGUGUAUAAGAAAUACUUGACUUUCAGUGAAUUCUAGGUGUAUAUAUAUAUAUAUAUAAUAAAUUAAUUUCAGUAUUCAUUUAUUUACACAUAUACACACACAUAACACUCAUCUACUCAUUGUUGAGUUAAGGGUUGAACUGUUCACCCUUGUUAUAUUCUCUGUCACUAUUUUUCUAACCAUAUGCAUGUGCAGCAGAUGGCAGUAUUGUCCUGUUCAAGCGUGUCACAACAUUGCUGUUUACGGCAGACGAACUGCUUUACGGUAGACGAAAACGUGACUGCUCUUGUUGUGUGUUGUUACCUCGCUGGGAGGACGUUAAUGACACUGCCUAACAAUAAACCCACAUAAGAAACCGAGAACUAGCCCACGAUCAAUCUACAGUUAUAACGUCAUUGGGCAGACACGCUGUUUUUAUUGUGGGAAAGCGGACAUCAAAACAGGCUGUCCUCACUCAGGCCCGCAUGGAGCUGGAGGGGGCGUGGCCUCCAGCUCCGCCUGAAUUUCGGGAGAGGCGCUGAAUUUUGGGAGUCUCCCGGAAAAUUGGGGAGGGUUGGCAAGUAUGACGGAUGUUAAAGCGCAUAGUGCAAAAGACUUUCUGCACAGUCAGUUGCUACAAAGCUCCAAACUUCAUGUGACCUUCCAAUUAGCCCACAUACAGUACGCAGGGAGCUUCACAGAAUGGGUUUCCAUGGCCGAGCAGCUGAAUCUAAGCCAUACAUCGCUGUAAAGCACGCCGCCAAUGGACUCUAGAGCAGUGGAGACGCCUUCUCCGGACUGAUGAAUCACACUUUUCCAUCUGGAAAUCUGAUGGACCAGUCUGGGUCUAGGGGUUGCCAGGAGAACGCGACAUGUCGGACUGCAUUGUGCCGGUGGAGGAGGAAUUAUGUUGUGGGGUUGGUUUUUCAGGAGUUCAGUGAAAGGAACUUUGAAUGCUCCAGGAUACCAAAACAGUCUGGACAAUUCCAUGGGAUGGCACUUCAAGUUUAUAUGUGAGUAAAGGCAGGUGGCUAAAUACUUUUGACAAUAUAGUGUAUAUGGACCAUGCUCAAUAGUAAUGAAUAGUUGCGUAUUAGAAUGUAUCGAAAAGUGCACUUGUUCCGUAUCGCAUGCAAGCAAGCAAGCCAGCAGCAUCGUCGUGUCCUUUUAUUGUUCAUUUGUACAACGUUUGCAUUCCUUUCAAACUGCUUUUCGUCCUGAAAAUACAUGUCAAGCAAAAAUAUUUUCCAUUUUGCUUUCGAUGUUUUGCAUAUCCGCUUAUCACUCUUAAUGUGGUUUGAUGGGAGGAAACGGGCCACGCCGCCCAUCUGACACUUGUUUUGUAACUUCAAAUAUGACUCUUGGUAUUAAAUAAUCAGACAGAAGAUUUUUUUUUUCCACUCACUUUAUUUCCUGCAGGGAGCCCUAGUUUGUUUCCAUUUUUUGUUUUUUUAAAAGGGAGAAAUACUGUACUUAAAAACACGUUUACGAAGUGAUGGCAUCUAUUUAACAAGACCAGAGGCAAGGAAUUAAAAAAAGACAUAAUUCAAUUUGGCUCAAUAAUGAGAAACGCGUACACCUGUACUCUAGUACAGUGUUCAGACUAUACCCCUCCUCUUUUAUAGACUUAGACAAACUUUAGAUUAGAUUAGAUUAGAUAGUACUUUAUUUAUUCCAUCAGGAGAGUUCCUUCAGGAAAAUUAAAAUUUUCAGCACAAUCCCAUUCAAGAUCAGACAAACAUUACAGGGAGACAGAACAGGAUCGCUGACGGGUCUACCGGCUUCCAG
Nerophis ophidion (straightnose pipefish) is the source of this 7305-nucleotide messenger RNA. Its product is annotated as tau-tubulin kinase 2-like. Gene Ontology annotation, cellular component: nucleus; ciliary transition zone; cytoplasm. The transcript has 15 exons. Gene Ontology annotation, biological process: peptidyl-serine phosphorylation; signal transduction; cilium assembly. Gene Ontology annotation, molecular function: protein serine/threonine kinase activity; ATP binding. Lineage: Eukaryota; Metazoa; Chordata; Actinopteri; Syngnathiformes; Syngnathidae. The record is from RefSeq and is a predicted model, not a curated record. The coding region runs from base 263 to 3088 and encodes 941 amino acids.